Molecule: messenger RNA, 1169 nt
Organism: Zerene cesonia (dogface butterfly)
Lineage: Eukaryota; Metazoa; Arthropoda; Insecta; Lepidoptera; Pieridae
Gene: SdhD
Product: succinate dehydrogenase [ubiquinone] cytochrome b small subunit, mitochondrial
Exons: 4
Coding region: 157-714 (185 amino acids)
Biological process (GO): tricarboxylic acid cycle; mitochondrial electron transport, succinate to ubiquinone
Cellular component (GO): membrane; mitochondrial envelope
Molecular function (GO): heme binding; ubiquinone binding
Source: RefSeq, a predicted model, not a curated record
GCACUGGCAUUUGUGACAUGACAUUGGCAAUAUCGCCAAACUGUUUUCGUGUUACGACUCGAUUUUUGUGGAUUUCGAAUUUAUAUUUUACAGCACCUUUUUAUUAUAAUAUUGGUUAAGACUAAUUUACAGUUUACUCUAUCGGAUACACUUAUAAUGGCAUUAUCAGUAUUUCUUCGUGCGCCAGCAUGCAGCAGCCGAAUUUUUUCACAGCACAUCAUGAGGCUAUCAACUCAGCAAGCGUUGAAACCAGCAGUGACCCAAGGAAUAACACCAAGUAUCUUGUCUCUGCAGAAUUCACUUCUUAAACCUGAUGGUGGAAUUUUGAAUGCGGUAAGGCAAUUCAAGACGUCGCCAGCCCUCCUAUCGGAGGAAAAGGCCCACGAUCACUCCAAAUUGUGGGUCAUUGAGAAAGUGACGUCUGCAGCACUUGUUCCCCUCAUCCCCAUAUGCCUGAUAAUGCCAAAUAAGAUUUUCGACUCGGUAUUAGCUAUUCUCAUAACGGCCCACAGCUUUUGGGGUCUGGAGGCCAUCGCCGUUGACUAUGUUCGCGCAUCGAUGUUCGGCCCAAUCAUCCCCAAAAUUGCCAUCGCUUUAGUUUACAUUAUCUCCAUCGCGACCCUCGGAGGUCUCUUCUACCUCAUCAGCAAUGAUGUUGGACUCGCCAACGCCAUCAAGCAAUUCUGGGGGGUGAAGUCUAAGCAGAAUGCGUAAAACCGUUGCUUAGAUGUUGGUUGAUUUUUAACAAUGGCAACUUUGUUGUGCGGGACAUGGUGCUGCAACUGUCACAUUUUGACUGUUUAAGAUUAAAUAUAUUGGCAGUCAUCUUGUGUAAUAUAGUACAAAUGUGUAGUUCAUUUAUAAUCCCAACGAUGCAGUUUAAGAUGUUGUUUUUGCAAUUAACUUUGAAAUUGACCAACGUCUAAAGUGUUUAAUUGUUUUAGUUCAAUGAAUGUAUUGAGAUUUGUUUUCGCCUAAUUGUGGUCUUAACGGUCUGUAAAAAACAGUACUUAACGCAAAAUUAAUAAAAUGGAUUAUGUUUGUCAUGAAAUGAUCAAAAUUGACUGUGUGACAGUAUUUUUUGGUAUUAUUCAUUUAAAAAUUGGACUUAGCAUGCUGUAUGUAUCUUGUUUUAAUUUAUUGAUAGUGUAAUAAAUAUGUUAAUAGUU